Bacillus rossius redtenbacheri is the source of this 3397-nucleotide messenger RNA. It is a transcript of the gene Tsc1, whose product is annotated as hamartin. The transcript has a single exon. NCBI's taxonomy places the organism in Eukaryota, Metazoa, Arthropoda, Insecta, Phasmatodea, Bacillidae. The record is from RefSeq and is a predicted model, not a curated record. Bases 254 to 3112 code for a protein of 952 amino acids. Gene Ontology annotation, biological process: regulation of cell cycle; negative regulation of cell population proliferation; negative regulation of TOR signaling. Gene Ontology annotation, cellular component: TSC1-TSC2 complex.
GCAAGUAAUGACCAUUUAUGAGUUUCUGCUAUUUUACCGGGACCAAUUAAUAUAAUUAUUUUGACUUUUUUUUUAAUCUUCUAGCGGUGAAAGUGCUAUGUUGUUUGUGGAAGUUAUUCCUUAUUAAUGUUUUUGUUAGUUUCCAGAAGUUAUAGCUGGAAACCAGUUAAUUUUUUGUUGCAGUAUGGCUGGCCUCUUUGUGUUACCGAUGUAGUUAAGCGUUAGUUUCCAGCGAAAUGAUUGAAAGUCGAAAAUGGAAGUGUCUGUCAUAUUUCAGCAGCUAGAAUCUAACCAACCAGACGCUGUUGAAGAAGCAAAAAAAUUAUUUCAUGAAGCUCUGAAUUCAACUAAAGAGUCAUGGCUAGUGAACAGUUUCUUGGAUUAUUUUAUUAACACCAAUUCUCCACGAUGUGUGGAAAUUCUGGUUGGUGUAAGAGAACCACAUGACAAGCAUUUAUUUGAUAGGCUUUUAGAGAUGUUAAAAGGUUCAUCAAAACUUCAAGCUCUGACCUUUCUAGGUCAAAUUGUUCAUGGACAACCCCCAUGGUUAUACAGAAUAACCCAGCAUCCACUUUUUAAAGAACUCGUGAAACUUCUGAGGACUGAAAUGGAUAUACUCUCAUUAAUGAGUGCUCUUCUAGUCAUAAUUGUCUUACUGCCUAUGUUUCCAGCUCUUGUGGGUGCACAUCUUCAAGAAUUGUUUGAAAUAUUUAGUCGCUUGGCUGCAUGGAAUACAAAUAAUCCUAACAAGUUGCCUGAAGAACAUCUGUUACAUUUACAAGUUAGUUUGUAUUCAUUAUUUUUGCGUUUGUAUGCAAUGUAUCCAUGUAACUUUUUGUCCUACUUACGCCGUGAGUAUGGACAGCCAGAAUGCCUGGGAAUAUUUAGUCACACGAUAAAGCCAAUUCUAGAUACGGUUAGAGUUCAUCCUAUGUUGGUCACAGCAACUAAAGAUGCAGAGACAACAGCAGCUCGCUGGAAGAGCAUGGAACAUCAUGAUGUAAUGGUAGAAUGUGCCAAAUUGGCUAUAGAUACUGUGGAGACAGUUCAGAGUAAUCAGAUUGAGCAGUCUAAAAUUGUUCACUGUGCUUUGAAACAUUCUAGCCAUGACUUACUAAUGCAUCAUCAACUUGAAUUUACAAAAAUAGUUGAAUUGUUUAGUCCAAGCAGAUAUUGUGGCUUACAGAAAACACCUCCACUUCCGGAAACAUUGCCUUCAUCUAUUCCUCAACCUUCUAGCUCUCAGAUUCAUGCAGUUCUACCAUCUCAAGAAGGCACUUCUCCACCAGAAGCAGCUAUAGAAGCUACUCCCGAAACUACACCUGUGAAAGACCCCAGGAGACCUCCAUCGUCCAAGACUGUCAGAGCUCUGAACUCAUUUAGUGAGACUACACCAACACAUUCUCAACCAUCUUCACCACUAAAAAAAGAACAGUCCCCUUUUCACUUUUUGGGGGAGCGACCAUUGCGACGUGACUCGUUGAUGUCGCGAAGAAUACAGCUUGUGCAACAAGAAAAAGCAAUUGCUACAGAACAGCCACCGAGUCCCAUCAUGCCGGAAUUAGCACCAGAAGAUCAGGAAGUUGUGGAGAUAGUUGAACAGGGACAGCAACUGAAAUCCCUGCAGCAACGAACAUGUGACAGUGUGUUGCAGGAAUUCCAUCCCCAUGUAGAUGAGUACGAAGAAUGCACUCGUGACAGUAGCUCGCCUUGCUGCAAGGGAGGGUUACAUCUACCGACCAGCAAUUCUAUGCUUAGUUUAGCAGAAAGAGUUCAGCGCUUCUAUGGCCCACAAUCAGAUGUUCAUUGUGAAAUGGAAAGUUUCUCGCCUGCGCAGUUUACGGAAAAGAUGUCUAUCGGUACUCAAACGGUAUCCUCUGCUCCAUAUGAGCACCUUUUUCUCGGAAUUGUUCCAGUUGUUUCCUCAAAGAUUCUGUACUCUCCUGAAAACCUUUUAGAUAAAUACAUAGAAUAUGUCGUGCAUACAAAUGAUUCGGAAUGUGAAGUAUGGCGUCUUAAGGACCAACUCGUACUGUUUAACUUACAGCUUCAGUUUGAGAGACAGCGUCGUGAAGUUCAUGCGGAAAGAAACAGACGACUACUUGGUAAAUCUAGAUCCAAUAGGGCUUUGGAAGAGCACAAUUCAGCACUGUGUGAUCAGUUGUCAUUGCUUCAAAGGGACAAGGAGUCACUCCACGUUCAGCUAGAAAGAAUGAGAGAGGAUAACUAUUUACAAGAAGAACGGUUACAGGAGACUAUUAGUUACUGGCAGAAACAGUUUUCUGCAGAGCAGAGGAAAUCCAGAGACUUGGCAAUGCAGGUGAACAUCCAGGAGCAAGAGCUUGCAAAAGCAAAGGAGACGACUGCUGCUCUCAACCAGGAAUUCUCCAAAGUAGAAUCUGUGCUAUUUGCAGCAACUAAAGAUCAUCCUCAGUCUGCAGUUAUUGAACAGCUUCGGACUAGUUUGGAACAGGCCCACAAAGAAAUAAUUUUGAUGGGGGAAUUGCAACAAAAGUACAGAGAGAGAUUUUCUCAAUUGACAGUGUUACAGAACUUUGAGGAAGAAAAGGUGCAGUUACUAGAGUCGUACAGACAAGAGGUGCAGACGUGCCACGAGUUGUUGGAGGUGCGAACCUCAGAGCGGGAUGCUUCGAAUGCACGAGUAUUGGAACUGGAAAAGGCCCUCCUAGGAAAAGACAACGUGAUUGCGGAACAGAAACGCUUGCUGAAGAACGAGAAAGAGCAGUACUGCGGUCAGUUAGAGGCGGUGGAGAGCAAGUAUAAUGCUCAAAGAGCGCUCAACCAGAAGCUGGAAGAGUUUGUAAUGGAACUGAACCAGAGGGGCACCAGAGGUAACAAGUCCCCCGACGACACUGCAAGCGUGAGCUCUGGGGAAAAACAGUUGGGGCCCAACUCACCGUUGUCGCAGUCCCUCUGUUCGGCGGAGGGCGUCUGCUUGUCGACCAUCCUGGGGGGGCAGGGCAUGGAGAUGAAGGACUUGCAGCAGAUCGUGGACAAGCCUUCUGUUAGUAGUUCUGCGAACGUCAGCUCCGAUGAUCUCGCGACUCCUUCCACGUCAGGUUUCACAACCGACGAACAUUUGUUACUUUGAAAAGUACCCUAUGUGUGUGCUGUUUGAAAAGAACUCCCCGUAUUUUAUAUUUCGAUCUCACGAUCUAGGCUACUAUUGUGUUACUUUUGCAUGUGAAACACUUUGACGUGUUGCUAUAGAGUACCUAUCUUUGUUAGUGUUAUUUUCGUGUUGGCUUGUCAAUCCACUGUUUCAAGUUGUGGAUAAUGGGCUAGUUUUGCUUAAGUAAUACACCAAUAGUUAAAUUUUCUUCCUCUUUCUCUCUCUCUUUGCUGUGAAAUAAUAAUUAAAUAAUACCUUGUUGAA